AUGCCCAGCCAACCGCCCCUCCCCCACCUUCUCACACCGUAUAUAUGCUCGCCUCCUCCCUCGUCGCUCACAACCGUUUCAUCCGUACUAGGUGCUACAGGGAACUGGCUUGUAUUGCGAUUCUUAUGUGCGGCACUUAAUGCACCUCCUAACUCCUAUUCUGGUCCUGGGAUUGUCGGGGCCGAAGGUGGGAGGAAGAAAAAAGUUGUGCUUGUGAGUUUUCUGCGGAGUUGGGAAUUUUGGAGAGCGGAGGCAAAAAGAUUGGGUCUAGAUCUAGCACGUCUUACAGAAAAACGGCAGUUUGCGUUUGUCGAUGGGCUUUCAGAAUUGUUCUCCCCUCCACCUGCUCCAACGUCGUCACCAGCGCAAUCACACUAUCCUGGGGCUGGCCCAACACCUCGGACAACCCUCCCUACUCGUUCAUAUCCUGGUAUCACCCCCCAUGGUCUGUCACCGACGCGCCAGCCACCUCCAUCAGCAAGCCCUGGUACCCUGUCACAUCAGCCUGCAGAAGAAGCCAGUCCGAUGAAGCGACUGCGCCUAUCAGGCAACGGUAUCGCAGCUAUAGAUGGCUUGGAAAAGGACAUCGUUGCAGUGAUAAACCAGCUGAAGACCUCAAAUCCUGGCGAAGAUGGUGGUGAAUCCGAUGUUCUUCUGAUCGUCGACCAGCCGGAUCUGUUACUUGCAGCAACGGGACCAAAUAAAGGAAUCGGUGCUACGGAGAUGGGGGAGUGGAUAAUGGGACUACAACAGGCUGCGGCAGCGACUAUUGUAACAGUAUCCUCAGAUUCGCCAUUAAUUCAUAAUGCAUCCGCAUUUGUACAUCAGGCAGCGACUCCUUUAGAGACGGAACAUGCCGCGUUUACAGUUGAAUUGGCUUAUCGGGCAGAAAUGGUUAUGCAGCUUCGGAACCUGGAAACUGGUGCGGCUAGGGAUGUUAGUGGCGUCCUCAGAGUUAGCAAAGGAGGGGCCUGGGGUCAUAAGGAAAGCGCUGGUGAGGAAAAUUGGGAGGAAAAAGAAGUAUUGUACUUCGUCCAGAGAGAUGGGGGGGUAAGUGUGUUCGGGCGUGGGGAAUAA
Messenger RNA from Aspergillus versicolor CBS 583.65, 1077 nucleotides. RefSeq lists its product as uncharacterized. Lineage: Eukaryota; Fungi; Ascomycota; Eurotiomycetes; Eurotiales; Aspergillaceae. The transcript is spliced from 3 exons. Gene Ontology annotation, cellular component: elongator holoenzyme complex. The record is from RefSeq and is a predicted model, not a curated record. Bases 1 to 1077 code for a protein of 358 amino acids. Gene Ontology annotation, biological process: tRNA wobble uridine modification.